AUGAAGUUUACGCCGGGUCUAGUUUUUGCGGCACUUGCAGUUACUGCUGCUAAUGCCGACACACCGAACACAUACCUACGCAGCUCUGGUGGCGAUGCGGAGUCCAAUCUUGAUUCGUCGAAAACUAACUCUCUGGACGAUGAAGAGGACGAUGAUAAUCUCGAGAUUGAUCUGAACGAGCUGUUUGGCGACACGAAGAACAUUGGCGAAAACGGCAAAAUCAACAUCUUGGAUCUGAUCGGCAGUCGAGACGGUCAGAUAAGAUUAGAAGAACUACUUGAAGCAUUGGAUGACAAAAUAGGUGGCGUUGAUUCUAAUGGAAAUAAUAAAUACCUGAAUCCCCACCAGGUCCGCGAUGUGGCUUCAAAAGACGAUGAUUCCUACAACGAUCUCUUUUCACUAUCAGGUAGCCUUGAUGAUAUGUUUAAAGAAUUCUUGAACCCGAAAUCCCUAAAGAGCACUCCAGUAGAGAAUGAUUUCAAAUCUGUAGACGGAACUCCGACGAAGACAGGCUCUGUUAUGAAGCAUCCGAAAGCUGUACCUCCUACAGAUGAUGGCAGUGACGAUUGGUUGUGGUUGCUUGGAUCUUCUGCAUAUGAUACGGGCUCCACGUUGAAGGGUGACACCGCAGACAAAGGCAAAUUAACUGAUGACGUUGGCUACUCAGCACUUAAAGGAAAAGGCGAUGGUCCUAUGGUACAGGACGAUGGGUACACUGACACCAAGGCAACGAAGGCAUAUGCAACUGCUCCUGUGGCAAAGGGUAACGGGUACAACUUACUUGCUGAUGACGACGACGCAAAUAACGGAUAUGGCAAGGACACAUUGUCAAAUGAUAGCUCUGCGAGCAAGGACGAUGCUGAUGACGACGAUGACGACGAUGACGACGCCGACGAAGUGGGAGCUAAGACCAAGGGCAAAUAUCCUUUGACAAAGGAAAGUGGGUACGGUGAUGUCUUUGCAACUAAAGGAAACAGCGAAGAUCUUUUAUUAAAUGAUGCUGGAUACACUGACACCGAGCCAACAAAGGCUCCUUCUGUGGCAAAGAGUAAAGGGUACACCUUACUUGACGAUGACGAUGACGCAAAUAACGGAUAUGGCAAAGACACAGUAUCAAAUGAUAGCUCUGCGAGCAAGGACGAUGCUGAUGACGACGAUGACGACGAUGACGAAGUGGGAGCUAAGACCAAUGGCAAAUAUCUUUUGGCAAAGGAAAGUGGAUACGGUGAUGUCUUUGCAACUAAAGGAAACAGCGAAGAUCUAUCAUUAAAUGAUGCUGAAUACACUGACACCGAGGCAACAAAGGCUGCUUCUGUGGCAAAGGGUAAAGGGUACACCUUACUUGACGAUGACGAUGACGCAAAUAACGGAUAUGGCAAAGACACAGUAUCAAAUGAUAGCUCUGCGAGCAAGGACGAUGCUGAUGACGACGAUGACGACGAUGACGACGUGGGAGCUAAGGCUGAUGAUAAAUAUCCUUUGACGAAGGGUAACGCCGCCUACAAAGUUUAUUCAACUGUUGACCACAAUGAAGAAGAGGUUGAUGACGUAUACUCUUCCAAAAAUCUCAAAGGCUCGAAGAAUAAGGAUGCUUCACCUCCCAAUGUUGGUCAUCUGUACGAAGAUAACGGGGUCGGUGUCGUUGGUGUCAGCGAGGAUGUUGUGAAGGAUUCAAAGGGCAAAUCGAUGAUGGUGGAAAACGAUCCUACGCAGAACGACCAUCGUUUGACGUAA
Peronospora belbahrii is the source of this 1734-nucleotide messenger RNA. NCBI's taxonomy places the organism in Eukaryota, Oomycota, Peronosporomycetes, Peronosporales, Peronosporaceae. The record is from the annotation of a GenBank genome assembly.